CAUUUUUGGUCAUGUUAUAACCUACUUGGUUUACUGCGUUCUUUCAGACAAACUAGGUAACUGAAGAAAAUGAGACUUCUGCUAGUGUUUUUGGCAGUAAUUGUCCUGGCUGAGGGUCAUGUCGCGUACAUUGGCCUCCCCUCCCUAUGUGACGUGUGCCAAAAACUGGUCGGCUUUGUGAAAGAAAAGCUUGGAGGAAAAGUUGGCGAUGCUCGAGAGCUUGCAACCGGAUUCUGUGAGAAAAAAGCUCCAUUCCUCCUCCGGGGCCCAUGCAAGAGCCUCGUAGCAGACAAAAUGGGCGCCAUUGUGAACCUAUUAGGGGAGAAGGCCGACGUGAAAGGAAUCUGCACUAAAAUCAAGUUGUGCAAAAACUAAAUCCAUAACGCUUCAAUAAAUCAUUCACGCACCUCU
Molecule: messenger RNA, 411 nt
Organism: Cylicocyclus nassatus
Lineage: Eukaryota; Metazoa; Nematoda; Chromadorea; Rhabditida; Strongylidae
Source: the annotation of a GenBank genome assembly